UGAAGGCCUGGCAUCAGAGCGCGCGUUUCCGGGAUGGUAACGCUAACGGCUAAUGCUGAAGAAAAGAAGUGACCCAACUGUAUCGGUCCACCGUCUGCUGACCACUCCGAACCGACACGUAACUUUCUCUCAUGCUGCGGUUCCGCUGAAGAAGCAUCUGGAAGCUGCUCGUGCACACGCACAGUCUCCAUGGCUACAGAGGAAUUCUACGAGGUGGAGACAAUCGUGGACAGGAGGAGGAACAGGAAGGGGAAGAUAGAGUACCUGGUGAGGUGGAAAGGUUAUGGCCCAGAAGGUGACACCUGGGAGCCGGAGAGUCACCUGUCCACCUGCAUGUCCUAUGUGGAUGAGUUCAAUCGUUUCUUCACCGAGCGGCAGAAAGGCAGCACCUUACUGCGCUCCACUCGCAGCCAUCUCAAUAGCUCCUCCCACAAACGUUCCUGCGGGCCGCCGCCUCUUGCUGCCCGCAGUGACCCAAGCUGUGAUGUUAGCAGAGGACACCCUGGAGAUCCCGCUCAGGUGAGAACACCUCUCAGCCCUGAUCACCUUCCCCGCCCUGUCUUCGUUGGUCCACAACAGGCCCCACCCACUGACAGCUACAGCAGCCCCCUGGUGCCGGUGACUCCAGCUGGCCCGGCCCGCCGUAGUGUGGAUCUUUCUAAGAGUGGGAUCAAGAUCCUGGUUCCAAAGAGUCCCAUGAACUCGCGACUAGACUCGGAGGAAUCCCCCAGCGAGGCUGGAGCUCAAGAGGCUCACCUGGUUCCACCUGAAGUCGCCCUGCUGGAAAAACCUGCAGGAGUUCAGUUGGGCCCUGGAGAGGAAAGGGCCCGAAUGGGGACCAGACCCCGGAACCUGAACCCACUACCCCCACCCACAAGGGCCCCUGUCAACCUGGCUACGCACCCCCUCAGUGGUUCAGAAUGGUCCAGACAGACCGCAGGACAUGCUGGACCUACAGAGGCUUUUGCCCCCAGUGGGAUGUCCUCUGGUUCCAGUGCUGUUACCGGGAUAACCAGCGUGAUGGGGAAGCGGCGCCUGGAGGAACGCUCCACCUUCGAUAAACGUCUGAGGUUCAGCGUCCGUCAGACAGAGAGCGCCUACCGCUACCGUGACAUUGUGGUGAAGAAGCAGGAUGGCUUCACUCAUAUCCUGUUGUCCACCAAGAGCUCUGAGAACAACACGCUCAAUCCUGAGGUGAUGAAGGAGAUCCAGAGCGCCAUGGCGACAGCGGCGUCUGAUGACAGUAAACUGGUUCUGCUCGGUGCAGUUGGCAGUGUCUUCUGCUGUGGCCUUGACUUCCUGUCCUUCAUCAGACGGCUGACAGACGACAGGAAGAAGGAGAGCAUCAGGAUGGCUGAAACCAUCAGGACCUUCGUAAAUACCUUCAUCCAGUUCAGGAAGCCCAUCGUGGCAGCAGUGAACGGGCCGGCGCUCGGUCUCGGUGCUGCCCUCCUGCCACUCUGUGAUGUAGUGUGGGCCAAUGAGAAGGCCUGGUUCCAGACGCCGUACACGUCCUACGGACAGACACCAGACGCCUGCGCGUCCUUCACCUUCCCUCGUGUCAUGGGUCUCGCAGCGGCCAGUGAGCUGCUGCUGGGUGGCAGGAAGCUGACGGCCAUGGAGGCGUGCUCUAAAGGUCUGGUGUCCCAGGUUCUGUGGCCCGGAACCUUCACACAGGAAGUGAUGCUGCGGGUCAAAGAGCUGGUGGCUGUCAACACGCAGGUCCUACAGGAAUCCAAAGGCCUGAUGAGGAGUGCCAGCCGUAGUGCCCUGGAGCAAGCCAAUGAGCGUGAGUGUGAAGCUCUGAAGAGAGUGUGGGGAUCCUCACAGGGAACCGACUCCAUCCUGCAGCAUCUGCAGAGAAGAGCCGAUCUCUUCUAGAACCAGGACCAGUCCUGUUUUCCGUUUCAGGACGUGGACAUGUCUCGUCUCACUCGGUUAUUUAUUGUUAUUCAGGAUAUAGACACAUCCCGGGUUCCUCAGGCCCCACAGCAGACUUGAGUUCCACCUUUCCAUCCUGGUUCUCUACAGAACAUGCAGGUUCAUGUUGUCUUGCUGGGCCGUUGCUGCUUGGGUCAAGUUCUCCAAGUGCUUCAGGUUGAUGGCUAAACCGGGCCUCGGGUCGCUGCUGGUCCAGAGGAGAGUCAUGCUCUAGCAGUGAUGAAUUCUGGGUAAGGGUAUCUUCCUUAGGUUGAGAUCAUGUGACUCUGUACUGCAGUGCUGGUCUCCUGGCAGCAGGUGUGGCUUGGUUCUGCCGGUACCAGUCCGUUCAGCUGAUUUGUUGCUGUGCUGAGCAGUCUAAAGAAGUUCUGCUCAGAUGGAGCAGAGCCGUUCUGACAGCAGAACUUCUACAUGUAAUAGAGAAUAAAGUCCAACAGAACUUUUCCCUGUUCUGGAAAAAAAACGACUGUUUUAUUCUCUAAUCACACAUGAGCCACGUUACCAAGGUAACACCACAUGUCCACGAGCCACGUUACCAAGGUAACACCACACUUCCACGUGAACCACAUUACCACGGUAACACCACAUGUCCACGUUACCACGGUAACGCAUCACUGGGAUCACGACAGGAAGCUGUUGUUAAAUUGUUGUUUUAUUUUCAGGUUUACUCAUAAAUCGGGAGACAUUCUGCUCUGAGGUCAAAGGUUACAAUCCAAAGAAAAACUCAGGUAAAGGUUAAAGGUCGCUCCAGGGAGCUAUGCAGAAAGAAACCAUGCAGCACUGUUGACCCAUUUCCUGUCUUGGGGCAGAUUUUUUCUAUGACAACAGUAAUUCAUCUUGGUGAGAGGGUAUGUGACCCAGAGGUCACCUCAUGGUGGACAAGUGUCAUAUGCUCCUGUGGCCAGGUGGAGGUGGUAGGUGUGGUCAGGGAACAUCAGCAAGUUGUAGAAGUUCUCCCCUCCACUCAGAACCCCGUGCUCGUUGUCCCCCCAUGAUACUGGACUAUCGAUGAAACCGUGAACCGUCAGUGAAGCCCAGGACUCCAGCUGAGUUUGCUGCAGGUGACACCUGAAGCACAGGUGAGUUAUUUUGUCGUCAGCUGUUCAGGUAAAGGUGUGCUUGUGUGAGAGAGCUAACCUGAGCUCCUGGAUCAGUCGCUGCACAUCGUGUGGCAACAGCAGGCCACAGAUGGACACGCUCAGAGCAUGACUGAGCACGUCAUUGGGCUCUGGACAGGUGAACGAUGACAGGAAGCUGCUGGAUGAGCUCUCACUGAAACCACAGAAGAACGACUUGUAGUCACAACACUUGGACACGUGACCCUGACUGGACCACUCACCAGCUGAUGUCGGCCUCCACAGCUCCAAUCCACUCCAGAAGACUGUGACAGUCACAUGACCGAAAGUCGGGACAGGUCAGGUCAGUCAGGUGGCGGCAGCUGACCUCAGGUUCGUGUUUGGACCAAUCAUAACGAGACAGGAGUGGCUGUAGAGAGGCCCCACCCUCUGAGAGGCAGAAUGGAGUACAGGUGAUACAGUAAAAGAGAAUCUGGUCCAUAAGUCCAGUUUAGACUGCGAGACCAUCUAAAGGCUCAGGAAGCCUCUGCCUGUGUUGUGGAUUCAUCAGCUGAUUGGAGAACAUUGAACCUUUACAUGAUAUUCUGAGAUGUUAAAUGUGGGGUCGUCAUCAUCUGGAAGCCGUAAUCAUCACAGGUAGAACAGAGAAAGGCGGAAACAUCUGGAUUGACAGGAUGAGUCUGUCUCAUUGAUUAGUCUCACCUUUCAGGGUGGAUUAGUGACAACAGUGACCUUUACCCCUUGUUCUAGUUUUUAUGAGUUUCACCUGUAAGGAGAAGAUCACAUGUAACCAUCCUUAACAAUGGUGUGUCUCACCUGGAUGAUGGGACAGUAGGAAGUCUGUCUGCAGCUGAAGGUGUGACCGAAGACCUGUAAGGAGCCGGGUGUGGCCCCGUCCACCAGGUGCCAUGCUGCUGUCCGUCAGGUCCACAGAGACCACUGCAGGAGACAUCACACUCGGUUGGUUUCUGGUUCUGUUCAGGCUGAGCUCAGCAAACAGGUCAGGACUGAACAACCCGGACCUGAGUCAGGAACAUCUGGACAUUCUUUCCUGCAGGUUCCUUCUAGUGAGGAUAAAUUCACCCUAAAACUCCACCCAGUGUCCUGGCUCUGCUGCUGUUUAGUCAACUGGCUUUUUUAGGCUACCGCACGGGUCCCUUCACACCUGGUACCUGGAGACCCAACACCUAUAGUCCUGGGACUUCCUUUAGAAAGCUGCUUCUGCACAAAACGGGUCAGAAAACGGUGUAAGGGACUUUCUACGCAAACCGCGCGGUUUAUACAGAAACGCUUGACAGAAAAUGUGGAAACUUUAAACAAACUUUGGAUCUGGAGACGAAAAUCGUGUCAU
Molecule: messenger RNA, 4368 nt
Organism: Nothobranchius furzeri (turquoise killifish)
Lineage: Eukaryota; Metazoa; Chordata; Actinopteri; Cyprinodontiformes; Nothobranchiidae
Gene: cdyl
Product: chromodomain protein, Y-like
Cellular component (GO): nucleus
Molecular function (GO): transcription corepressor activity
Source: RefSeq, a predicted model, not a curated record